Molecule: messenger RNA, 1135 nt
Organism: Paramisgurnus dabryanus
Lineage: Eukaryota; Metazoa; Chordata; Actinopteri; Cypriniformes; Cobitidae
Product: NACHT, LRR and PYD domains-containing protein 1b allele 2-like
Biological process (GO): regulation of apoptotic process; innate immune response; inflammatory response
Source: RefSeq, a predicted model, not a curated record
GUUUUUAGAAGAUUCAAAAGUCUUCACACCUGAAUAUAUUGACAGAGACGACGAGAGCAUAGGAACAAACUUAUACAGGUUUGUUUCUCCACAUGCUGGUCAGUUUCAGUGCAGUUUGACCAACCUUGUGUUUGUGAUGGAGGGUAAAGGAGAGGUGUUGUAUAAAAUCAUGCCCUGGAAUCCACGGCUCUUAGAUGGUUUGGGUCAGAUGCAGCCUGCAGGUCCCUUGUACAACAUUGACUGUUUUGAAGGUUCAAUCUCACAACUGAUUCUUCCACACUGUGAAAUUUUCUCAGAGGACAAUAAAGACAGUUUGGCUGUGGCACACAUCAGUGGUGAUAAUGUAGAAACGUUGCAGCCACUAAAAGUGAACAGCACUCAUGUGUUUAUUAAUAUCACUGAGUUUUCCCUGUUUGGACUCAUAAAAAAUAUAAUUAGGCUCGUAAAAAACAUCAUAUACCCUGAUGUUCAGUCCCAAGUUUUGCUGUUUGUUCGUCCAUUAUCUGUCAAACGGAAAGAGAAAAUACUGGAUGUCCAUUUGCUUCCAGUGAAUGUUCCAGUGUCAGAGGUCCAGAGCCAACACAAGGAAAAUGUAUACAUUAAAACCACUUCCGUAUGUCACCUGAUUCCCGGGAGACAAUACAGUCUGUGCUUUCAACCAGAGGGAUUUGAAGUGCAGCCACAGGGUCAGAUGUUUGAGUGUAAUUUUGGUCCAAACUAUCAUCCCACAUUUGAAGUGUUUCUUCAUGUAAACACUGAGGAGUUUAAAAUGGGUGUUUUGGAUAAAACUGAAGCAAAGGAAGUAUGGAUGACAAGACGAGUUAUUCUUACAGCAUCAAGUCCCAAAACAGACACGGCUGAUCUCAAAGUGGUGACAGAAUUUGUGGACAAUCACAGAGAGGCUCUAGUUGCGAGAGUGCUUUCAGUGAUGCCGAUAGCUGACUGUCUGAAAGACAAACACAUGAUCCCUCCUGAAAUGUACAAUGAAAUUGAUGAUGCAAGACCACGACAGACAAAAAUGAGACUUUUGUUUAAGGUUCUUGACUCGGGUGGUCCUGCUGUAAAAGCAGAAUUCUACAGACAACUGAAGGACAAAGAAUCAUUCCUAGUAGAUGACCUGGAGUCUGGCUGUUGA